CCGACAAAGUAAUGAUUCAAUCAAUCCAAUACAAUCAUAUCACUGUGGUUACAAAUCUUAACCAAACCCGAUACGCAUACGUAUUACAGAAUUACACAGAAUUAAUAGUACACGGAUAUAUGGAAAUGUCAAUUUCUUUCACCUAACAGAGACAGCCAUAUGCCCAUAUUCAACGAUUCAAGCGCAGGCGCACGAAUUUUCAACCACCACGUCCCCGUUCCCGCCGCUCCUGAAAAGCACGUACCCGACGGCGAGGCCGACGACGACGGCGAGGAACACACCGCCGUUGAAGGACAUGAUGGCCAGCAUCAGGAGGUAUCCGACGGCGGAGCUGAUCCCGAACAGCAGGCCUCCCGCGACUCUCACCGCCGCGCUUCGGCGGACGCCAACGGAUCUGAGGAGCGGGGCGUCCAGGAGAUCCGUCUUAUUAGCAUCGGCGCCGAGAGACGAUCCGGCGAUCUUGAAGCAAAUACGGCGGUCCUCGAUGUACUGGUAGAAGACGGAGAAGAAGAAGCAGACGAACAAGGUGAGCGCGUAGCUGAUCCACGAAUCGGUUUUCCAGAAAUCGAACAAAACGGUGACGUUUUUGCCCCAGUAGAACGUCAUAUGCAUCAUCUUGCCGCCGGCGAUGGUACAGGGAACUGGUGGUAGAUGGAAGAUUUAAGAGGAUGCGAGUUUUGGGAGGAAUUUGAUUGCGUGAUCCGAAAGAAUAAUGUGAUAAUAUAUGGAUCAUCUAAUUUCAGAAUCGUACGCCAUUGAAGAUAG
Messenger RNA from Cuscuta epithymum, 765 nucleotides. The record is from the annotation of a GenBank genome assembly. Lineage: Eukaryota; Viridiplantae; Streptophyta; Magnoliopsida; Solanales; Convolvulaceae.